GCUGUCAUGUGCCGAUUGCUCCGUUACAUGUUCUGCUUUGUUUUCCUUCCUUUAGUUUAGCGAGUAACCAAAUCAUAUCUAUAUUUUAGUCUGACAUGAAUGAAAAUAUUUAUGAUGUGAUCUCAUGUGAUUGGGAAUGCAUGUCCAAAGUGGUCAGUUGAUCAGAUUUCCCAAAUGUCAUUCUCAAGAGAGCCAGACGAACAACUAAGGAGGAACCAUGACAUCUCUCUAAAUUCAAACAUGGGGAAGUCUUCCAAAGGAGGAUGGGUCAUCAACACAGACGAUUUCCCUGCCGUCAAACCCGCUCUUGCACCAACUACCCAGUUAUCUUUGACAAUCACAUACAUUUGUCUUUAUGGAUUUCUGUUUUUAUUUGUGUUGUGUCAGCUAUGGAUGAUUUGGUACUACAGACACAAACGAUUCAGCUAUCAGACCUGUUUUCUUUUCACGUGUCUCCUGUGGUCAGGGCUGAGGACGACUCUGUUUUCGUUUUAUUUUAACAACUGUAUCCAGGCCAACAAGCUUCCCUUGUUUCUAGACUGGUUAUUUUAUUCGUUUCCCGUGUGUCUGCAGUUUUUUACUUUAUGUUUGCUUGUACUCUUCUUUGGUCAGGUUGUGUUUAAAGCUAGAGCAAAGUAUGAGCCUAGUCGUUAUAAGAUUCCUUUCCGCCUGACAAUGGCAGUGGUUGUGCUGAUUUUCCUGGCUAACAACGUGACGAGCGCGGUGCUGGUCAGCCACCAGGAGAAGUACCACCACUCACUGCCGCUAUACAUCCUGGUGGUGAGGGUCAGCAUCAACGGGACACUUUUCUUGUUGGCAGCCAUUGUGCUGUCUGCCUGUAUCUACAAAAUGAGGACCAUGUCCUCCUCCAAUGUGAUAUUAGAAGCCAAGGGAACAACACUAUGCCAGUCAAUGACAGUAUCUAUUUUAAUCAUUCUGUUGUAUGCCUCUCGUGCCAUCUACAACAUCUUAGCUGUGCUUUUAUUCAACGAGAUGCCAAGUUUUGGGUAUGGCUGGACCAAUGUUACAUCACAGGCUGACUUGGUAGACCUAGAUAGGGGUUACGCUUUUCUUUCUUUUGGAAUAAUCCUUUUUAUUUGGGAAUUUCUGCCCACUUUUGUUAUUGUGGUGUUUUUCCGAGUGAGAAGACCACAGACUAAUUCGCACAUGGUGGAUUUGUCUAACCACAGCCAAAACAGCAGACAGUAUUUCUUUGACAACCCUCGACGAUACGACAGCGAUGAUGACCUUAGCAGAAACGAUUUGUCAAGAAGUAUCAACUCGUACCAGCCUAACGGUGGCCCAGGCACACCCUCCAGAAGUACCCCGCGUGGCACCCCAAGGCUGUAUGGAUCCAUGCACAGUGCUGCAGGCAGCUACACCAACAAGUUAGGGGGAUUCGGGACUCCCCCAGUGUCCUCCAUCAAUGACUAAAGAUGAUCGAAAUUUGGCGAGGAAAAAAGCUAUACUGUAAAUCUGGAAUUUUUCAGUCAAAAUGAAUCAUUUUUUAGUGUCAGAAUUGGGUCAAAGUAUUAUGCACUUAGAAGUAUUGCAAAUUCUGUUCUAAACUGAAAACUCCUUGGUUUCAAUGGAGCGUCCACUUUUCAUCUGAAUUUUGUCCCUCAGUGGUCAUAAAGAUUAGAUUCUCACACAGCAUUAGCUAGUCAAAUGCCAGUUAUGUUAUAAACAUUUUUAAAUGAAUACUGGCUAUAUAAGGAAGGUUUAGCCCCGUAUUUUACGUUUUGUGUGUUUCACCCUUGUCACAUGGGAGAACUGAAUGAAGACAGUUAUCCCUGUGUCUUGGCAAUUUUAAAAUAGGGCAGAAUCAUUUGAUAGUGUGAAAGCUUGGGCAAAAAUAAUGUGGGAAAAAAUAACCCUCAAUCUUUACAGCACAUCUUGUUUAUGAAUUUAUUUGUAAGUUUAUCAGAUGUACAAUUUAUUAAAUAUACUAUUGAUGUAAAAAAAAAAUAUAUAUUUAUUGUACCUACAAACAGAACUUUCAGUGUUUUAAAAAAUGGUUAAGUGUUAUAAUCAUGAACAUGUUUUUUCUCUGAAAUUUUCUCCACCCAUUUGUUUUUAUUUGUGAAUUUUAUCACUUAAUUUGAUGAAUUGUCACACAGUUUAUUCUUUCUUUUUGUAAAUUUAAAUAAUUUGAGAUUCAAGGACAUGCACAUGUAGCUGUAAAUAUUGCUCUCUUUUAAAUGAAUUUUGAUUUAGUAAGAACACUCAUUCUCAUAUGUUGAUUCAUUAUUUUUAGUAUUUUCAUGCUUAGAUCAGAACAUGAAAUAAAUUAUUAAUUUAAACUGUAUCUUUUAUAAUGGUCAAAUAGUAUAUGAUUUCUGACCAUGAGUUUACAUAUCAGCAAAAUUACAUUUUAUACUUAAACCACGAAACUGAUCUCCUUGAAUUGAAACCAUGCUAAUGUAUGUUCAAUUCUCACUGGAUAAAUAUAAAUAAUACGUACUGAAAUGAAAAUUCGAUUUAUUUUAAAUUCCACAUUUUCAAAAUUUCAAUAGGCGGUAUGACAAGAUACCACUGUAAAUAUUUGUAGACAAAGUGCCCUUAGCUUUUGAAUGUAAAUACCGGUAAAUUAUUGUUCAGCAUUUAAUAUUGUGCUUUAUUUAUUCAACGUAAAUGUCAAUGUCUACUGGUCUGGAGUAUAUAAUGCUAUUUCAUGACCAGGGGUGGUGAUAUAUUUCAUAAAUAUGUAGAUUUCCAAUAGUAAGUGUUGCUAUACCAGUGAUACAUGUAUUGUAUAUGUUUAGCUACAUGUGUAUGUGUCAACAUAGGACAUGUAUAAUUCUAUUUUGUUAAGCAAUUGUGAAAUCAAUUUGUAAAUAAUAUACAUGUACCCUGUAUGCAGGGUCUCUUAUCGGAUUAAAUCUAAUUAACAUUCCUUUGUCAGUGUACAGCAAAUUUUAAUUUUCUUUGCUUAAUAUUUUAUUCAUUGCAAGUUUGUACAAGCUUUUCUGAAAAUGAACUGGUUUUUUAACUCUGAAUAAAUGUAUAUUCUGUGUCAGAGUUUAUAAUGCUUAGCUUGGGAAAUGGAUUUAUAAAUGACCAAUUAGCCACUCAAAGAGUGGUGAAAACCUAAAGUAUAUUGCAUCAUUUUUUAGGGGGAGAGAUUAAAAUUUUUUGGUGUCAGUCUAUUCAAUUCAAUCUAAAAGAUUAUUAAGACAGUAUCUGCAUGGUAACAUAUGGUAUGAACAAACCCAUAAGGUUAAAGAACCAUUACAAUUGGCUGUUUGCAGUUGUAAAAUGCUCUUAGUCAUAUAUAAUUACUAAUUUUUAUAAGUUUUUGUUUUGUGAAAAAUUGAUGUUCAAGAUUUUCUUAGUCAAAUAAAGUCAUUUAAU
Messenger RNA from Saccostrea cuccullata (small rock oyster), 3354 nucleotides. Its product is annotated as G protein-coupled receptor 137Ba-like. Gene Ontology annotation, cellular component: lysosomal membrane. The record is from RefSeq and is a predicted model, not a curated record. The transcript has 7 exons. Gene Ontology annotation, biological process: positive regulation of TORC1 signaling. Lineage: Eukaryota; Metazoa; Mollusca; Bivalvia; Ostreida; Ostreidae. The coding region runs from base 175 to 1434 and encodes 419 amino acids.